Acromyrmex echinatior (Panamanian leafcutter ant) is the source of this 1640-nucleotide messenger RNA. RefSeq lists its product as uncharacterized. NCBI's taxonomy places the organism in Eukaryota, Metazoa, Arthropoda, Insecta, Hymenoptera, Formicidae. The record is from RefSeq and is a predicted model, not a curated record.
AUGUCCUUAUACAAGGCAAGAAAAAUUAGUUCUUUGCGUGAAUCACUUGCGUAUAAAUUACCGAGGAAAAUUCUGAUUAGGCCCGAUAGAUUAAGAGGUCGUUAUUUAUUUCGAUCAGCCGUGCGGCGAGUUUUGGAAUAUAUGGAAUGGAUAUCAGAGGAACAGAUCGAGGAAAUUAGCGAUGAUGUAACGAUUGAUAUUAGAACAGCUCAACAGAAGCGUGAAAUGGAAAAAAAAUUACUUACAUUAAAGGAUCGAUCGAUACUUCUAAUAACAGCAUCGGAAAGAUCUUCCGCCGAUAAAGCAUACAUAUAUGAUCUUAUCACAAAGUUCCACGCAUUCACAAAGCAUUCUGAGGAUUUGAGAGAAAAUCUGGCAGCUGUAUGCUUUUAUCAAUAUUUACCGUCUGGUCGGGUAAUCGUUCGUCAGGGUCAUAAAGCGAGAAAUCUUUAUUUUAUUAUAAAUGGUGAGAUCAAUUUGUCAAAAGUAGUGAUCGAUGAUUUAACAGGUGAAGAAAAAGUUGUAGAUAUGGGGAGCAUACAUCCAGGAGAUAUGUUUGGUGAAGUUGCAUUAUUGCACACGGUACCGAGAACAUCAACGAUAAUUACUGCAACGUCGGUCGAUUUGCUUCUAAUUACUGAAGACGAUUUUAAUAACGUCUUGCGCAGUAGUUUGACAAAAAAGUGGGAUGUUCUGAAAGAUGCGUUGGUUCAUUUUAAUUAUUUUAAGUUGUGGGAUGAAGAGACGAUACGAGAAUGUUGUAUUUUGAGCAAAUUAAAAGACUUCAAACCUAAUGAGAUUUUGUUAGGUGAUGGAAAAGGCAUGGUGAAUUAUGUGCAUUUUAUUCUGAAAGGUAAAUGUCGCCUUAUUGAACAUAUGCUUGUUCAUGAGCGUUCUUCUUAUCAUGGAAUGCAAUACGAACUAUACGAAACCUACGGUCCACAACGAAGAGUGCCAAAAAAGAUUGCGGAACCUGACAAGCUUGAAUCAAAUCAAUUUGAUAAAUUCAUUCCAGUACGAAUUAAGAAGAAAAACUCUGUUAAAACACAAGAGGUUGAUCGAUUAAGCAUUGUCACUACCACACUUAUAGACGUUUGCAUUGUUAAUAAAUAUUAUAAAAUCAAGGUUAAAGGAUGGCAUGAAAUUACUGAUAUUGCGGAGAUAUUAAUGCGAGAACCGUCUGUUACAUCUGAAUUACAUUAUCCCAGUGAUGUUCGCACUAUAUUCAUGCAAAUAUGCACUUUUUCACGGGGUGCGUGUUUUGGUUUAGGAGAAAACAUGCUUCAUCGAAGAAUCGUAGCGCUUACGCCAGUACGAUGUUUUCUUAUCCCACGAUAUUGGUUAUUCGAGCAUAACCGUGCCAAUAUUUGGGGACGUGUGAAACUGUUCUUGGACUUAAAGUAUCCAACUAAAAAACAGCUAUUUAAUGAAUUUCUUCUAAAUCGAAAAUGGAUGACGUACAAGCAGAAUUUAGUUAAAGAUGCCCUUAAUCGACGUGGUCAUUUUCAUAGUAAUAUAAUGGUACACGACGUGCCGUAUUCUAUCAGAAUUACUGAUGAAAUAGAUCCAAAACUAUGAUUAUUCUUCUCUAUUGUUUCUAUUAAAUAAAUAUAAUUUUAAAUAAUACUAUUGUAGUAUAA